UGCUACAAACUUAUUUAAGAAUCUUCCAAUUAGCUCAUUGUCAUGCUGCAUCUGUUUUUCUUCUUUUUUUUUUUACACAGAAGAGUAUUUAUCUAUUCCCUCAACUUGCAGAAACUGAAUCAGGAAUCUUCAGACAGAUUUUACAAGGAAAACUAGACUUUGAAUCUGACCCAUGGCCAAGUAUAUCCGAAAGUGCGAAAGAUUUGAUCAGGAAGAUGCUUGAGAGGGACCCCAAGAAAAGACUUACUGCUCAUGAAGUGUUAUGUCACCCAUGGAUUGUGGAUGAUAGAGUUGCACCAGACAAACCUCUGGAUUCUGCUGUAUUGUCACGCCUGAAGCAGUUCUCAGCAAUGAAUAAACUUAAAAAGAUGGCAUUGCGUGUCAUAGCUGAAAGACUUUCAGAAGAAGAAAUUGGUGGUUUAAAAGAACUGUUUAAAAUGAUUGAUACAGAUGGUAGCGGGACAAUAACAUUUGAGGAACUUAAAGCUGGUUUGAAAAGAGUGGGCUCUGAACUGAUGGAAUCAGAUAUCAAGACCCUAAUGGAAGCAGCUGAUAUAGAUAACAAUGGGACAAUAGACUAUGGUGAAUUUCUUGCUGCUACUUUGCACUUGAAUAAGAUGGAGAGAGAGGAGAAUUUAAUUGCGGCCUUCUCCUUUUUUGACAAAGAUGGUAGUGGUUACAUCACCGUAGAUGAGCUUCAACAGGCUUGCAAAGAGUUUGGCCUAGGUGAUGUUCGUUUGGAUGACAUGAUCAAAGAGAUUGAUCAAGACAAUGUAAGUCUAUUGAAUGUCAAGGUUCUCAUGUUAAGUAAUUUAAACUUUUCUGUUUGGUGCAAUUUUAUAUUCAUAAUCAUUACCGUAUCAUCUGCAUCAUCAUACUUCUCCUUAUCUUUUUGCUUGCGGUCCUGUAAGUGUAAUAGUUUAUAAUUAGAUGUCUAUAAAGUGUGGCAUCUAAAUUGAAACUACAGGACUUUGCAUAAGUAGGCAAAAGAACUCAAACUGAAUAACUAGAAGGCUCAGAUCAGACUACAAUGAAAUGAAGAGAGAAAAGGAGUAAAUGGAACGGAGAUUUUGCUUCUUUUCACAAAAGAAGCAUCAACAAACCAAAAAUUUCCCUAUCUUCAUAAAAUUGUCUAGUUUUAAGUUGCAAAGCAGCUUUCUACCGGAACAAGCAACUCUACAGAGUAUAGUUUUUUUGUGGCCAAAAUUAUUUUGGAAUUUCAUCUAAACUCCUCUUAGAACCACUCAUGUCAGCCUUGUCCCUCUCCUCAUACCUGGUAUUUCUCUAUGAAAGAGCAGAAAGAAACUGAGCACUGAAUCCUCUUCCCAAUCAUUGUCAUCCAAACCUUAUAUCCGAAAGUCUUUUACCAUUGAGCCUCGAGCAUUUUGCCAACCAAGAAUGUGUCUUCCUAGCUAGGUUGUAAAGAACUGAAAAUUAAUUCCUUGAAGCUUGAUUGGCGCACCAAAUAUCUUUCCCAAAUAAGGUGAAGGGUAUUUUCGAAAAAUGUGUAGGCUAAGGAUGUUCUUUGGGACAUCUAUCUUUGGCAAGACGGAAUUCUUUUAAUGGUAAUCUGGGCUUAUGAUUCAGUGUUGCUUGUUACAUUACAUGAUGGCGCUCUCUAUCUUCCUCUCUCUCUCUCUCUCUCUCUCUCUCUCUCUCUCUCUCUCCCUCUCUCU
Carica papaya (papaya) is the source of this 1676-nucleotide messenger RNA. The record is from RefSeq and is a predicted model, not a curated record. Lineage: Eukaryota; Viridiplantae; Streptophyta; Magnoliopsida; Brassicales; Caricaceae.